Apus apus (common swift) is the source of this 3108-nucleotide messenger RNA. It is a transcript of the gene TMC7, whose product is annotated as transmembrane channel like 7. The record is from RefSeq and is a predicted model, not a curated record. Lineage: Eukaryota; Metazoa; Chordata; Aves; Apodiformes; Apodidae. Gene Ontology annotation, molecular function: mechanosensitive monoatomic ion channel activity. The transcript is spliced from 16 exons. Gene Ontology annotation, cellular component: plasma membrane. The coding region runs from base 74 to 2215 and encodes 713 amino acids.
CGCACCGCGGCCGCCUGCGGAGCGCCCGGAAACGGCAGCAGCGGCGCGGGGCCGGAGCUAACCCCACGCAGACAUGAGCGGGCUGGGGGCCGUCGGGGAGCCGCCGGGCAGCAGCGGGGUCUCUCGUCCCGAGGAGACCCGCGCCGCCGCACCUGUGGAUUUCCUGCAGGAGCUGCCCAGCUACCGGUCGGCGCUGAGGCGGCGAGCGGCCGGCGGGGGCAGCCAGGAGCGGCGGGCGGCCCCGCAGGGCUCCGCGGGGUUCCGUGCUGCCCCGGCCCGCGGGCCGCAGCCAGAGGGAGGGGAGCCGGCUGCGCGCCCCGCCAGAGAGUACCCCUUGAGCAUCGCGGAGAAGAGGAAGUUAAGGGACUGUCAGCAGGCAGAGACAAAAUAUUUAUCUAGAUGGAAACAGUGGAAAAGAGCUAGCAGUAAAUCAUUGAGAAGAGUCUUCAGUGAAAUCAAGGAGUUGUCAUCGUACCUGCAGCUUUGGCGACAUGAUAUUCACAGCAUAGAGGGGAAAUUUGGUACUGGCAUCCAGUCCUACUUCUCCUUCCUGCGUUUUCUGGUCCUGCUGAAUUUUAUAAUUUUUAUCCUGAUGUUCAGUUUUGUUACCCUUCCCAGCAUCAUUUCUAAAUAUGAAGUAUUCAACAGUAGCAUUGCUAAAAUUCCUCCAAAGAACAUAGAGCCUCACUGUACAGUCUAUGAACCUAGUGGCAAUAAGGGACUUGUUUACUUCUAUACUUACCUCAAAGAUUUGCUCAGUGGCACUGGGUUCCUUGAAGUGACAAGUUUGUUUUAUGGCUAUUACACCAUAGAUGCUGCACGGAUCAGUAUCAUGAGGUACAACUUGCCACUGGCUUAUCUGCUGGCUACAUUUGCCUACCUUGCAUUAAGUUUUCUCUGGAUAAUAAAAAGGUCUGUGGCAGGGUUUAAGCAGAACUUGGUGCAUGAUGAAGACCAAUUUCAGAGUUACUGUAACAAAGUCUUUGCAGGCUGGGACUUCUGCAUUACAGAUCCAAAUGCAGCACGGCUGAAACAUCACAGCUUGCAGUAUGAACUCCAAACAGACUUGGAGGAGGAAAGGCUGAAGCGAAAAAUAGCUGACAGGACAACGAAAGAGAAGCUGCGCAUUUACUCGCUGAGAAUAUUUAUCAAUAUAAUUGUCAUUGCAGUUUUAUCAGGAUGCUUUUACUCUAUUUAUAAAGCAACUGUCUUCUCUCAGGAAAACUCCAAUGAUGUCAGCAAUAUGAACUCCCAGACUAACCUCCUAGUGCAGUAUUUGCCUUCCAUUGUGAUCACAUUGGCCAACUUAAUUGCUCCUCAGAUCUUCUCACUUCUGAUCAGAUUUGAAGAUUAUUCACCAGCCUUUGAAAUCAGGCUGGCACUUAUAAGGUGUGUCUUCUUGCGCUUGGCCAGUGUCGGCGUUCUCUUGUUCUCGCUGUGGGGUCAGAUCUCCUACUGUGACAGUGACAAGUGUAGGGCCUGUGGAUACAAUUACAAACUCUAUCCAUGCUGGGAAUCUGAUGUUGGGCAAGAAAUGUAUAAACUGGUGAUAUUUGAUUUAAUUACAGUUGUUGCUGUGACCCUCUUUGUGGACUUUCCUAGAAAGUUGUUAGUUACUCAUUGCUCUUGCAAGCCAUUUAAGUGGUGUGGAUUGCAGGAAUUUGGAAUUUCUGACAAUGUCCUAGAAAUCAUUCAUGGGCAGACUGUCUGCUGGAUUGGAACCUUCUUUUCACCACUUCUCCCUGCAAUAGCAACUAUAAAGUACUUCAUCAUCUUUUACAUUAAAAAGAUCAGUUUGAUACACACACGUAAACCUGCAGCUAGGCCUGUCAGAGCAUCAGGUUCCAAUUUUUUCUUCUUGGUAGUGCUGUUGAUUGGGCUCAUCCUGGCUUUUUUUCCUUUGGGAAUCAGUAUAGCACAUAUUCCCUCCUCCAAGGCGUGUGGGCCAUUCAGGAAUUUUAACACUUCAUGGGCAGUUGUACCAGCUACAGUACUUGAGUUUCCAACUGGUCUGCAGCAGGUCCUUUAUGGCAUAGCUUCAGAAGCCUUUGCAGUGCCUUUUUUUAUGGUAAUUUGCCUCAUUAUGUUCUAUUUUAUUGCCUUGGCUGGAGCACACAAACGAGUAAUUGAGCAGCUGAGGGAACAACUGGUUAUGGAGAGUCGUGACAAGCAGUUCCUGAUCAGAAAGAUAACAGAAGCUCAGAGGCAUCCUUGAGAACUGCAAAAAGCCAGGAGAACUUGACUUCCUGAAACUCCCUGAACCACUUAGCUAAGCAUUGAAGCAUCUGCAGCACCUGAAAACUGAGCUGACUGGAACCCUGGCACUGUGGUCUUCGUGAUGGACUCUUGCAUCAUCUUGGUCUUGAUUAUGCUAGUGGGCCCUAAGGUUUCCAAGACUGGAAAUUUAGCUAAUUUAUACUGUUAGAGCUGUCAAAAACACUGUGUGGUAGGACACUCUAUUGCUGCUACCGUUCCAGGGCUGUUUGCAUUUGUCAAAUCCCUGUUUUUGUCAGGGGUUUUCAGUAAAAUGUGCUCAGAACUGAAACUUUGUACUGUUUUCACAGAUGAGGCCUUAAGAAUAAGCAGGAGGGGAAAGGUGGAGUUUUACAUGGUUCCAAGUCAGUUCUUUUUCAAAACCAAAGCAAAAGAGAGAUGCACAUCAGUAGUUUGAAAACCUGCACAGGGGAGGAAAAUGUGGCACGUGCUUGAAAGGAAUUUUCCAAAUAUUUUCAGAGAAGAGACCUCAAUGUUUAUUUUGCUCUGAAAUAGUGAGUGCUGUUGACCACUGGGUAACUUCACAAAGUGGUGCAGAGAAAACAAGCUGGUAAAAGGGCUCUGAAUAAACACUGGGAGCAGGAGGAGACCCCUGGUCUGGUUGGGGAGCAGAGCUUGGCUGUCCCAGGGGUCACCAUUCCUCCAGUACCUGCCUGUGCUGGGCAGGAGCUUUUUUUUUUGGUGGUGUUUUGUUGUUUUUUUUUAAAUGUGCUAGGGCAUUGUGACUUGUGUUUUAUUCUUGUACAAAUACUUUAACUACUGUUCUCUUUGUCAGAAAAUGUGAAUAUUUUAGAGACAAGCUGUAGUUUGGAAAUACAGCAUUCAGAAACCUCA